CGACCUCGGAAGUUCUAGAGCAAUUUCUGUGCUCUUUACUCGUAUGAUCCUAUCAUGAACAUGCGCACCCGCCUGUGUAAAACAAAAGUAGAGACCGUAGCCACUGGCCUGGCAAGCAAUUGAACAUCCGGACCUCAGGCGAGCCACCGCGGGCUUCAGCCAUGAGCUGGUGCUGCGGCUGCUUGUUCAGCGUGUACAUGCUGGCCAUCGCCAACGCGGUGUGCAUCGGCGGCACGGGAUUCCUAAUCUACUCGCUCGUCCGGCUCACGCGGACGCCGCACAGCGCCGGCGGCAUCGUCACGCUCUCCAUCUUCCUCGUCUUCUGGGUUUGCAUCAGCGCCAGCAUCUACCUUCCAUUCUGCGCCAUGUUCUUCCCAUGGUCCGAGAUCGGGGAGUGCGUGGCCGCCCUCCUCCGCGCGCUCCUGUCGUGCCUGCGCGGCGUCGGCUGGCUGCUCUGCCUGCCGUGCCGGUGCGCGCGAGCCCGUCUACGGCGCCCGGGCGGAGGCGCUAGUGCCUUGCCGGAAUUCGUGCCACAAAGUCAAAGUCAUCAUGUAAUGAACAUGCUUCCCCGGGAGCCGCCGGCGCGCAGCGGUGCGCGGGUGGCCGCCGCCGUCGACAUCCCGGUGUACGAACAGCCGGACGCCGCGGGGCCUGACGGCGGGUCGGACUGCGCGGUGUGCCUGGGCGAGGUGGAGAAGGGGCAGAUGGUGAAGCGGUUGCCGGCGUGCCUGCACAUGUUCCACCAGCAGUGCAUCGACCAGUGGUUGCACGACCACUUGACGUGCCCGGUCUGCCGGUGCAACGUCUUCGCGUCCCUGCCGGCGGAAAUGGUGUAAAAUCUUACUCUACUUUUGUUUCUUGAUAGUUCACUUGACUGUGAAUUAAGUGUAAAUAGGUGAUAUCAGAGUGCCGUCUUGUUUCGUCAGAAUUCUGAAGCAUGUUUGAUUUUACUGGGAUCAUGAAAUAUACAG
Molecule: messenger RNA, 971 nt
Organism: Phragmites australis (common reed)
Lineage: Eukaryota; Viridiplantae; Streptophyta; Magnoliopsida; Poales; Poaceae
Product: probable E3 ubiquitin-protein ligase ATL45
Exons: 1
Coding region: 162-836 (224 amino acids)
Source: RefSeq, a predicted model, not a curated record